GGAUCGGCGCUGAGGCGGGAUUUCCUCCCUGUUCGAGGCUGGUAAUGAAUGUGUAGUUUUCAAACGUCGGUGACAGUAAUGAGGAGUUUUGUUUCUUUGGGAUGUUUGGUUGGACAUGGCAAGAUUGGUUUUAUGCGGUUCGGUAGACGAAUGAAUCCGCAGAAUGCGGUGAGCUGUUUAGCCGUGGAAGGGCUGGGCAGUGCACGGAGAGGAGUCGAUAGAAGGCGAUGCUCGGGGAACUGUGGCGCUGCCGAAAUCCAGAUACAACGUUUACAGGGCGAGAAUUCCGGAAUUUCAGCUGUUUUAAUGAACAGACCUCAUGCAAGAAAUUCCCUUGGAAAUGUAUUUGUUACGCAGCUUGAAGAAGCAGUUGAAGAUUUGUGUCAAGACAAAAGUGUGCGUGUGGUGCUCUUUAAGAGUCAGAUCAAAGGAGUUUUCUGUGCAGGUGCAGACUUGAAGGAACGUGCUCAAAUGAGUAAUACAGAGGUUGGCCACUUUGUACGUAGGUUGCAAAAUUUGAUGAACAACAUAGCAUUGUUGCCUAUGCCCACCAUUGCUGCAAUAGAUGGGUAUGCUCUUGGUGGUGGUCUGGAGCUAGCAUUGGCAUGUGAUCUUCGUGUUGCAGCGUCAUCUGCCAAAAUGGGCCUUAUCGAAGUUACCAGAGGUCUUCUUCCAGGUGCUGGUGGUAGUCAACGGCUGCCUCGAACUGUAGGAAUCGGCCUGGCAAAGGAACUUAUUUUCACUGGCCGACAGAUAGAUGGCGAACAAGCAAUGUCAAUGGGCCUGGUGAAUAAUGCUGUGCGUCAAAAUGAUUUGGGGGAUGCGGCUUAUCAAAAAGCACUGGACCUGGCUAAAGAGAUACUUCCACAGGGUCCAGUAGCUCUCAGGAUGGCAAAGCAGGCAAUGAACAGAGGCAUUGAGGUAGAUAUUGCAUCAGGAAUGGCAAUUGAAGGAAUGUGUUAUGCUCAGGUUAUUCCUACAAAAGAUCGUUUGGAGGGGAUGGCAGCAUUUAAAGAAAAACGAUUACCACAUUUUAUUGGAGAAUAAUGAAAUGACCAGUCGGACAUCCGAGAUGCACAUCAUAUCCUCUACGUGCAAACAACAAUCACAGAAUUGCUUAAGUACUGAACUUCUACAAACUAUAUGAAGGAUACUGAAUUUUUCACAUGGUUUCAGCAUCAUAUAAUAUAAUUUGUAGUCCCAGUUGCAUCUCAACUAAUGCUUUCACUGUCAUUUAAGAGGGAAUUAGUAAUUUGAAUAGUACCACUGACGAAUACAUCAGAAGUUAGUAAUCUGUAUACAGCACUAUUUGAAUCGUACUUUCACAUGACCCUGAUUAAAUAUUUGGUCUGCUGCUGUUUUUGCUGGGUUGAUUUUUCCAUGUUGCUUGUUAAUUUGUUUUACUUAUCCUGUAAACAAAACAGCUAUUUGACUCAAAUUACUUCAUUUGAGGCAGAGUGCUUAACAGCAGUGCAACGUUGCAAAUUCUUGUAUUUAAGAAUAAAUCCGUGAAAAACAA
Molecule: messenger RNA, 1519 nt
Organism: Stegostoma tigrinum
Lineage: Eukaryota; Metazoa; Chordata; Chondrichthyes; Orectolobiformes; Stegostomatidae
Gene: echdc2
Product: enoyl CoA hydratase domain containing 2
Exons: 10
Coding region: 49-1047 (332 amino acids)
Biological process (GO): fatty acid beta-oxidation
Cellular component (GO): mitochondrion
Molecular function (GO): enoyl-CoA hydratase activity
Source: RefSeq, a predicted model, not a curated record